AUGUCUCACCAAAUAGUCGUCACCUCAACCAUCAGUGGCGCAAUACUGCUGUGUGCCAAUGCGUUUUCAGAUGUUCUCUUGCGCGCUGUAUCUGGCCAAAAGGUGCCGGAUCUUGCCAUGCUCAAAGAACAUCAUGCACGCUUCAAUAUAUGGGCCGAAGACCUAAGUGUAUCACCUGAAAGCAACGCGUCACCCGAGGAUCACCCUCAUCACGCUCCAGAUGCAAAGAACGUGAUAGGUAAACUUUUGCAACAAUUGAAAACCAACUUGGAAGCUAUUUUGUCUCAUAAUCACGACUCGCAAAUUCCAGAAAAGCCUGAAGAAACGAAUGAUGAGGAUGAAUAUUCUUCAGAUUCAUCUCUAGGGAUACAUGAAGAUGACGACAUGGAAGGCGAACUGGAGCUAGCGACAGAGAGCCAUUUCGCUACGAACAAACAUACCCAAUGCAUUGGAGAAAUAAUUUCUCAUUUAUACAGAUUUACCUCUAUCGUCAAAGAGCAACAUGUCGAUGCCGAAGACCAAAGGAUAAACCAAUGGGUUUUGGGAGAAGGCCAGAAGCUAGAACACCAGCUGGAGGGGCUCGAGUUAUAUAUAUCAUACUCGUUGGACAGCGACUUUCCUACACUGCAACCCUUUCUCAGAGAUCGCUUGAUAAAGACCGUUAUAGAAAGGAGAAAGCGACUUCUUUAUCGAUAA
Molecule: messenger RNA, 696 nt
Organism: Fusarium pseudograminearum CS3096
Lineage: Eukaryota; Fungi; Ascomycota; Sordariomycetes; Hypocreales; Nectriaceae
Exons: 1
Coding region: 1-696 (231 amino acids)
Source: RefSeq, a predicted model, not a curated record